AUGGGCAACUACACGGCAGAAGACUACAUUGAUAGUCCCGCUGUAUUCGAUGAGCAUCUUUAUCUGUCAAGACCAGUCACGCAAAUCUACGGAGCAAUCUCUCUUGGCCUCACUGGGCUCGUCCUCGGCUUGAGGCUAUUCAUUUUUCCGCAUCUCGUCUUCGAUUCUCUCAAAUCUUUCUGUUUCACGAGUCUCUCUUUAUUAUUCAUCUCGAUCACUCAACUCAUUCAAAAUGUUUGUCAGUUAUAUCAUGGAUAUUUAAUGGUCCAAGCUUUUGCCAAGAUCCCGUUAAUCACAAUGUACUCGUGCGCGAUUUUCUGUGCAGCGUGGCUCUGUCAAUCACUUCUUUAUCUAACCCUUGUUCCAGCAACAAUCGUUCAAACAAUCGGCUCCACAAAGCUCAAGGCGAGGACGGUGUUCUUGAUUUAUCUCUUAAUCUGCCUCUCCCUAACCCUUCUCUUCUUCGCUGCAAAUUAUCCACCAUUUCAUCAAUCGAUCCUUUACUUCGAUUUUCCUAUGUGGAUGAUCAAUGGGUUCAUACAGCUUCCCCUCACUUGGAUCUCUCUCCAACUCAAUCAUGCUCUCGACAUUUUUGUCGCUUUUGUAAUGCUCAUUUCACUCAUCAUUCUUCUCAUUUCAUGUCCAUUUACUGGAGAAAAAACUCAGCUAAUGAAUAAUAUUCGAAAAGAAGUUUUCUGGACGGCAAUUUAUUUUUGUGUGACAACGGCGAUCUCAAUCUCUCGUGGAUUCGUUAUCAAUGAUCAAAAUGCUGGGAAAUCGAAGGAUGGAGCCGCUCUUUGUUACCUAGGGAGUAUUCUUUGGGGCCUUGGGAAACCAGUGAUCUACAUGAUCGUUCAUCGAAAAAGCGUCUGUUUUCGAAAGUUAUUGCCG
Molecule: messenger RNA, 891 nt
Organism: Mesorhabditis belari
Lineage: Eukaryota; Metazoa; Nematoda; Chromadorea; Rhabditida; Rhabditidae
Source: the annotation of a GenBank genome assembly